AUGAAAAAUGUUUCAGUUAAACUGAGCAAGAUGCCCAGAAUUCUCCUAUUGCUAUUCCUCAUCCUCCUACUCCAACUUGAGCACUCUGAAGCGGACGAUAUUGCCAUUUACUGGGGUCAAGACUACUUUGAGGGAAGCCUUACUGAAGCAUGUGCAACAGGAAAAUACAACUAUGUCAUUAUAGCCUUCCUUUGCACCUUCGGGAAUGGCCAAACCCCUCAAAUCAACCUGUCAGGUCAUUGUAACACCUCUACUAAUGGGUGCACUGAAAUUGGGACAGACAUUAGGAAUUGUCAAAAGCAACGGAUCAAGGUCAUGCUCUCCAUUGGAGGAGAAAUUGCGAACUAUUCACUAACUUCCUCUGAUGAUGCUAAAAAUGUCUCAGAUUACUUGUGGGACAACUUCUUGGGUGGCAGCUCGUCUUCACGCCCACUUGGGGAUGCUAUAUUAGACGGCAUUGAUUUUGACAUAAUGAAACAUACACCAUACGUGGAUGACCUUGCACGUUACCUUAAGUCACACAAUCAAACUGUGUACUUAUCUGCAGCACCACAGUGCUUAUUUCCUGAUGCACAGUUGGGUACGGCCCUUACUACUGGCCUUUUUGACUAUGUUUGGGUACAAUUCUACAACAAUCCUGCAUGCGAUUAUACCCAAGGAAAUUUCAAUGACUUUGUGUAUACUUGGAAACAAUGGACAAAAUCAUUAAAGGGGGAAAAAAUAUUUCUGGGAUUACCAGCAGAUUCAGCAUCAGCUACAAGUGGUUAUGUUCCAGCAGAUGCAUUAAUAUCCACGAUACUACCUGCAGUAAAGGCGUCACCAAAUUAUGGGGGUGUGAUGUUGUGGUCAAGGUUCUCUGAUAGAAACAGUGGCUACAGUACCUACAUUCAAAUAAGUUCUCUGUGCACAGAGCAAAGCCUUACCAGAUGCAGGAGCCGUGACAAUGGCUUCGAGGAACGUUUAGGUUACAUGUCCACAGCUGGUAUUGAAGUUUAUGAUGAGAGCAUUGGUACACACUGCUGUCAGAUCAUAUGUAGGAACAACUGUUCCUGUGUAGCGUAUGCCCCAACAAAUCACAUUAACAAUACUGGAUGCCAGAUAUGGGGCGAAGGAAUGAAAUUCAUUGGAGCUUCUGGGGAAAAAUCACAGCCAAUCUACCAUAUUAAACACAAAGGUGUAUCCAGAUUCCCAAAAGGUUGCUUUUCCUUCAACAGUUUCAUUUCCCUACGCGAGUAA
Molecule: messenger RNA, 1236 nt
Organism: Gastrolobium bilobum
Lineage: Eukaryota; Viridiplantae; Streptophyta; Magnoliopsida; Fabales; Fabaceae
Product: acidic endochitinase-like
Exons: 2
Coding region: 1-1236 (411 amino acids)
Biological process (GO): carbohydrate metabolic process
Cellular component (GO): extracellular region
Molecular function (GO): chitinase activity
Source: RefSeq, a predicted model, not a curated record